This is a messenger RNA of Nymphalis io (European peacock), 1044 nucleotides long. Its product is annotated as alpha-ketoglutarate-dependent dioxygenase alkB homolog 6. The transcript has 2 exons. The record is from RefSeq and is a predicted model, not a curated record. NCBI's taxonomy places the organism in Eukaryota, Metazoa, Arthropoda, Insecta, Lepidoptera, Nymphalidae. The coding region runs from base 218 to 907 and encodes 229 amino acids.
UAGUAUAGUAUAGUAAUAGCGUAGAUACACUUCAGAAAAGAGAAAAGAUUUUUUUUUAUUGUAAACAUAAUAUUCGAAAGAAACACCAAAAAUUUUACAUUUUAUCACUAUUUAUAUUAUGAAAUUAUUUAAGUUUACCUAAGAAAUUGUUUACACACGUUAUUGUAUAAUUCUUAGUUAAGUUGUGAUGUUAUCGACAUUUAAAAGAUAAUACAAAAUGAUAAAAGAUAGCUGCUUUUCUAUACAAAAGUAUAAAGUAACUACUGUUGAGCCGACAGCAUAUUAUGUAUCAGAGUUUAUAACACCCGAGGAAGAGAAGUACAUUAUAUCAAAUAUAUACUCAUCUCCAAAACCAAAAUGGACCCAACUUUCCAAUAGAAGAUUGCAGAAUUGGGGUGGUAUUCCUCACAGCAAAGGCAUGAUAGCUGAAGAAAUUCCAAAAUGGCUGCAAACAUAUAAUGAAAGAAUACAUAAUUUGAACUUAAUGAAUGGUAAUAAACCUAACCAUGUACUUGUUAAUGAAUACUUACCUAACCAAGGCAUACUGCCACAUCUAGAUGGUUCGUUAUUUUACCCUACAAUAACAACAAUCUCUGUGGGUUCACAUACAAUAUUAAAAUUUUUACAACCAAUUACAAAUGAAUGUUCUUCAUUAAAACCCGUCUUCUCUUUUCUCUUGGAACCGAGAAGUUUACUUGUCCUACAGGAUAAGUUGUUCACCUACUAUUUGCAUAGUAUAGAUGAAGUCCAUGAAGAUGUAUUAGAUGACUUCGUAGUAAACUUAAAUAUGUGUUCUGAUAAGUACGUCAAAAAUACAACAGUGGCUCGUGACACAAGAAUAUCGUUGACAAUAAGACAUGUGCCGAAAACAACAACUUUCAAAAUUAAUAUUGGUAAUAAAAGGUGAAUGAAGUAAAUUUAUUAGUGGAUGCAAAAUUAAACAGCUCAUUGAAAUUACACAUUCAGACAUGAGAUGUUCUUGUUACAAGUGUUUCUAUAUGGCUGUAUAUAAAAAAUUAUUCAGUAUAGAUUUUUCGAAAAUUU